AUGAACCCAUUUAAUUUAGAUAUUCCCUUUUUAACUGCAUCAAUUGCAUUAAUUAAUUUUUCAGCGAACUAUGUUUUGAUUCUACACCCGCAUAAUCGUAAUACAAUUAUUUUUACGGGCGGAAAUGGACUUUUCCCGGAUCGGAUAUGUGUCACCACCAAUGUUACGGGGAAUAUGGAUUCCAACCAAAUUGAACUAACACCAGGAAAGAUGAAUAUACCAACCGUUUUAAAAACAUCAAUAUGUGAAACAUCCAAAUCAACUAUUCUUGAUGCAAAUACUGAAAUAACGGGAAGGCUUUGA
Dentiscutata erythropus is the source of this 303-nucleotide messenger RNA. Lineage: Eukaryota; Fungi; Glomeromycota; Glomeromycetes; Diversisporales; Gigasporaceae. The record is from the annotation of a GenBank genome assembly.